UGCCGUGCUUGGCUCCGGUGCCUUCGCUUGUGUGCUCGCAGUGCGGUCCGGCUGCUCCCGAAUCCUGACUGUGUGGCGCACGCUAUGAGGAGCUUCUGACACCUGCCGUCUGCCACACUCUUCACCUAUCACCAGGUGGAGCCGGCCGCUAUGGACUGCGGAAGACCGACGAAAACCUGCGCCAUGCUCAAGGUGUUGGCCCUGCUGGUGCUGGCCGGCGCGCCUUGGUGCGGGGCGACGCGGCCCUGCACGGACAUCCUGGCGGGCGGGCUGCGCGCGCCGUGCCGCUGCGACGUGCUGCUGCCCGAAGCGGGCGACGCGGGGCCCGGGCUGGCCGUCGACUGCGACGGCGUCGCGUGGCCCGUGGACGCGGCGCUGCCGCCGGGCGCGCCCGUCGUCGCCUUCAGCCAGCGGGCCGCCGGCCUGCAGGCGCUGCCGCAGCACGCGCUGGGCGCGCCCGGCCGGCCGCCGCUGCGCAGGCUCGACCUCUCCCACAACCUGCUGCGCCGGCUCACCGAGAGGUUGCUGGGCAGCCUGCGGGACUCUCUGGUGGAGCUCCGGCUGGCGGACAACCUGCUGGGCGACGGUCUCAACCCCGUGUUCUCCAGCCAGGAGCUGCGUGGUCUGCGACGCCUUGCUCUGCUGGACCUCUCCAGGAACCAGCUGCGGGCGCUGGAGCCGGGACUGCUGGAGGGAUGCACCGAGCUGCAGGAGCUGCUGCUGGACGGCAACGCGCUGUCAGAGGUCCCCUCUUCGUCCCUCAACGGACCCCGGGCGCUGUCCGUGCUGUCGCUGUCCGGAAACCGCAUAGAGACAGUCCCCACCGGUGCCUUCUCCGGGCAGAGCUCCCUGGAGCGGCUGGAGCUAGCCAACAACUCCAUCACCACGCUGGAAGGAAGUGCGUUCGCCGGGCUCUCCAGGUUGCGCUACCUCGGGCUCUCCAGGAAUCGGCUGGAUAAGCUCAACAGCGACGUCUUCCAAGGCGCAGACAACUUGGAGCAGCUGGACCUGUCGCAGAACUUCCUGAAGGAGGUGCCGGCCGCCGCCAUAAAGGCCUUCGCCAGCCUCCGCUACCUCAACCUCUCUGCCAACACCAUACAGACCCUGGAGAACAGCCAGCUGGCCUCGCUGCCAGACCUGGAGUCACUGGAUCUCAGCCGCAACCGCAUUGCCAGCAUCUCCGCUGGGACGUUCCAGGGCCUCGGCAAGCUGAGAAUCCUCGACCUGGGCGUCAACAUGCUGCGCACGGUGGAGGACGGUACGUUUGAGGGCCUGCCGGCGCUGUCGCGCCUUUCUCUGCUGGACAACAACGUGCUGUUACUACCGGCUGCAGCGCUGUCGCGCCUGCCGCGGCUGUCGCACCUGCAGCUGGGCUUCAACCGCGUGGCGGCAUUGUCGGCAGACAUCCUGCGGCCACUCUGCCCACGACUCGAGGCACUCUCCCUGGCCAGGAACCUCGUCAGAGAGCUGCCGGCUGCCGUCUUCGCCGGCUGCGAACACCUCGCCGCCGUCGACCUCAGCGGGAACCUGCUCGCCGGGGCCCUCCAAGGGGGCGCGGCGCUGUCAGGCGUGGGGGCGACACUGUCGCGGCUCCGCCUGUCGGACAACCGGCUGUCGGCACUCCAGGGCCCGCUGCACCUGCCGCAGCUUAGACUGCUGGACAUCUCGGCCAACAGACUGACGGAGGUGCCACCCCUGUCCAACCUAACGUCGCUGCUGCACCUCAACCUGAGCUCCAACCCCCAGUUGGGGCCAGCACUCGGGGGCAGUGCGCUGCGCAGUUUGCACCAGCUGCAGGUGCUCGACCUGUCCUCCGUGGGGCUGAAGCACGUCACUCCGGCACUGCUCGAGCCCUGUCCCAACCUGCGGACCGUCAGUCUGAAGGGCAACCAGCUGCAGGAGGUGCCCGAGGGCGCAUUCGCGGCACUGCGCAACCUCACCACACUGGACCUGUCUGAGAACGCCAUCCUCAAUGUGCGGGCCGGCGCCUUUUCCGGGCUGUCGUCACUCCGGGUGCUGCACCUCCAGGGCAACAGGAUCUCUGCCUUCAAGGGCGAGUUCUUCCGUGGCGCUGAGCCGACUGCACUCGAGGAGCUGGACGUGUCGAGGAAUGAGCUGAGCUAUGUGUUCCCAUCGGCGCUGAAGAGGACGCACCCGCUGCUGCGCGAACUGCGUGCCGCCGACAACAGGCUCAGCUUCUUCCCUGCGGCAGAGCUCAUCUCGUCGCUGCAAUUCCUCGACACAGUCGACCUCUCCGGCAACAACCUCAAAACGGUCGACGACCUCGACUUUGCACGCCUGCCCCGUCUGCGCAGGCUGCUACUCGCGCGUAACGUCAUUGAGAGCAUCAGCGAGGCCGCCUUCCACAAUUCCACACAGCUACAGGAGCUGGACCUGUCGGACAACCGCCUGGAGCGCAUUGGCGAACGCCUGCUGGAAGGGCUGCUGCGCAUGGCGCGCCUCGACCUGUCCGGGAACCUGCUGUCGGAGCUGCCGGAGGCGGUGUUCGAGCGGGCGAGGCUGCACGCACUGGAGGACGUGGCACUGGCCAGGAACCGCUUCCAGGAGGCGCCGCUGCGUGCCCUCCAGCGGCAGUACUUCUUCCUCGGCUCCGUAGACCUGUCCGCCAACCAGAUCCGCGACCUGCCUGCCGACGACAGCACCCUGGUGAACAUCAAGCAGCUGGACCUGUCGGAGAACCCGCUGAGUGCAGCAGCGGUGGCGGCGGUGCUGUCGGAGCCCAAGACCGUGCGGCGGCUGCGGCUGUCGCGCGUCAACUUGACGGCACUGCCCGCCGGCCCACUGGAGACACCCUUCCUGAGGGAGCUCGACCUGUCCGGCAAUGCCGUGGCACGCCUGCCACCCGCCGCCUUCGAGCGGGCCACCCUGCUGGAGGUGCUCGAUGUCUCCCACAACCAGCUCUCCAGGCUGGACCGUGAGACGUGGCGGCGGCUGCCGGCAUUGCGGGAGCUGCGGCUGUCGGGGAAUCCAGUGGCGGCAGUGCAAGCCGGCGACUUGGACGGGCUGCGAAACCUGGCCCGGCUAGACGCCAGCGACCUGCCGCAGUGCACCCGCAUCGAGGCUGCUGCUUUCCGCGGCCUGAGGUCCCUCCAGGAACUCGCCGUCUACGGAUACCCCAGGCUGGGCUUCCUGGAUGUGCGUGCCGUGCUGCGCGGGCUGCCCCCUCUGGAGAGCCUCGACCUGGAGACGACGGAGGCCUCCCUCGGCAGCGACCAGCUGGCGGCCACUCUGCACCCCCGUCUGCGCCACCUCGGGCUGCACGGCCGCGCGCUGCGGCAGGUGUCCGGGGGCGCUCUGGCCGGGCUUCGAGCAUCCAGCCUCGAGGUGUGGCUGCGCAACACGUCCGUAUCAUCACUGCCGCCCGCACUCUUCUUCGCGCUGCCGCGCUCCAGCCGUGUGCUGCUAGACGUGACGGGCAGCCGCGUGACGUCGCUCGGCGCUCCCGUGCUGUCGGCACUGGACGAACGGCGGGCCGGCGUCUCCCUGAGGGGCCUGGCUUCAAAUCCGGUGCGUUGUGACUGCCACGCACGGCCCCUCAGGAGGUGGCUGACCGGGUCCACCGGGCGUGACGUGCAGGUCACCUGCGCGAGCCCCGCCUCCCUGUCCGGCCGCCUGCUGUCGGACGUGGACGACUCCGAGCUGACUUGCGACGCCGCCUCCAGCACCGCCGUGACGGAGGCUCCCGCCGCUCCUGCCUCCACGGUGCCGCCGCCGGCAGACGAGCCGGACAUCAUAUGGACGGCCAAGCCCGCCUCUCGGCCUGGCGGCGCUGCCGGCCAGGGCGGCGGCGGCGGCGGCGGAGGGGACGGCGGGCAACCGGCCGCACCCGGUACGGCGCCCGGGCCAGCGGCGGCCGCGCCGGUGCAGCCGCGACCCAACGACGACACGCUCAUCAUCGGCAUCGUGGUGGGCGUCGUCGCCUUCAUCGCCAUCCUGGUGGCCGGGGUGUGCGUCAUCCGCGGGCGCGGAGUCGGCGGCGGCGGGGGCGGCGGCGGGGGCGGGAACGGCACCGGCGGCCGGCCCGCGUCUUCCCAGUACCGCGGGGGCGGCCCCGGCUCGGCCCCUGGCUCUACGUGCACCUGCGUGAAGCCGCCGAUGCCGCUGGCACCGCCCCCCGUCUACUACACGCUGCCCGGCAAGCACGGUCACCUGCGUGUCGCACCGGCGCAGGCACAGCAGGCGCCGCCAUACCUGCAGGGUCCGGGGCCGGGAAUGGGGCCCAGCCCAUACUACCUGGCCUACCCUGCCGAGGACAAGGACUACCGGUGAACGGGGACGCCACGCACCUAGUGUGCACCUGCACCAGAGGACAACACAGUGUGCUGUGCAUCUGCGAGACUCCCUGGCGCCGAGGAUAGAAUGGCUGUUAAAACCCUGUUUCUCCGUCUGGUAUUUACACUCUAUAUCUCUUGGCCAUCUUCUGACUGAGCUGACAGAUAGAAUCUACAGUACCUGAUCUACCCUUUUUAAACCCAUAGCUGUCUGCAGAACGAGCCAGGUACUAUCCACAACAGAUUUCGUAAGGUAUCAGAGAUAAAAACAAAAGGACAUAAAACGGGCCAACUUGUAGCAGGAGAGGCAACACAGGAUAUUUUAAUUUCCAGUGUCUAUACUUUGACAAAUAAAUUCAUAAAACUUUGUCAGCACCACCAGGAAAGAUUCAGUGAAGUAAUUUCUUUUUCACGUGUGAAAUUUCAUUUUUUCACUUACUAAAGCCUGCAUUUAUUGCUAUAGGUACACUUUUCUUCAUAAGUUAGAGAGUUUCUUUGAUGAAUUUUGCACAGCAUACAUACCAUACUUACAGGUGUAUGGAACUUCAUGUUUAGAAAAAACACAAAUUUCAUAGUUAAUUACCUCAAUUUUUACCACAGUUUUUAAUAGAUUUGGAAAAUUCUAGAGUUUCAUACACCUUUAAGUAUAGUUUGUGUGCUGUGCAAAAUUCAUUGAAGCAUCUCUCUUACUUAUGAAGAAAAGUAUACCUAUGGCAACAAAUGCUGCCAUUAGUAAGUGGAAAAAAAAUGAAAUUUCACAUGUUAAAAAAGUACUUUGUUAUGUUUUCGAACUUCCACUGACAAAGUUUUAUGAAUUUAUUUGUAAAAGUAUAAACAGUGGAAAUUAAAAUGUUCUCUGGUGCCUAUCCUGCUGCAAGUCGGCACGUUUGACGUCCUACCCCCCUUAAGGAAUGAGGGAGGUGAUACAGAGAGAUUAAAAGCAGUGGCUUUCCUGUCGUAUAUGGCAAUUUAUCUUCAAACUGUUGGAUCACCACCAAGUGAAAAGUUAAAGUGAUUUUUAAUCUCUCACCAAAGACAGCAGUCAUUUUGAAGUCCACCAGAGGUAACUUGAUAUUCUGCAUGGCUGGGGUUUAUGAAAUUCCGUGCGAAUGUGGCCAUUCAUACAUUGGGGAGAUAAUGCCUACAGUCGGCGAAUGAUACACUGAACACCGAAAGCGUGCUUCUCACUUACAUCCCAAUAAAUCAGUUGUUUCAGAGCACUAUGUCUACACCAUUCACUCUGUGUAGCGUGGUGUUACCGAAUUUAUAGCAAGCUCUUCAUCUUUUUGGGACUCGAUGGUGAAGGAUGCAGGCUCAGUGAUGAAGGAUACCUUACAAAUUUAGUGAAGAUCGUAAUUAACAGACAUAGUGGUUUCAGCCUGUAAUCAGCAUGGAAUCCAAAGCUUUCUUCGAUAAACUCUCAAAGAUGUCACUACAGUGCUGCAACUAAAGACAGGUUGAUAUCUCAGCACACGUCGACCGACUGACCACAGACUCAGUUUACACACAGCUCUUUGCCACCAAAUGACAUCUCUAACACUCGUGCAUCUGCCGCGUGCACAGUGGUGCGCUCUGCAGGUUGAAUAGCGUCAGUGUGUCAGAUCAGUUGAAAGGUGGUCAAAAGAUAUAUGGCCAAGAUUUCAGGUGAAGAAAUAGGACCUUACCAGUUGCAUGCCCAAAAUGUAAUGGAUCAUUAUAAUGAUGCUUUCCCAACGUAACAAUUGUUUGAAAGUUUCUCAGAUGUAGCGUCAGAUGCUCUUGUGAAAACUGUAAAUUACCUCAAUGGAGCAAUUUCUUGUCCUCUUGUGAUGAGACUGUGGUGAGCUGUGAUGGCAGUCCUCACUAGAAUUGCAUAAGAGGGACUUUCAAACUGUCACACCAAAUGUAGACUUCCAGAGCACCACAGCAUAAGUUUCUGGCUGAUCUAGCCUGGUGUGGUAUUAUAAGACUAUGUGGUCUGCUGUGACCUAUUGGGACUUCAUUAGCAGAGAACCAUUCAAAAUAAGUUUCCCAAAUGACUCAAUUGACAGACAUAGGAACUCAGUUCAGCAAGUUGUCAGAACCGAUGUUGUCACACUAAAAUCUGAGAAACGGAUCCGAAAACUGGACCUCGGAGCAGGGCAACCCGUCUCAGGUGCCGGUGGCUCGCCUCGUCACAUAUGCGAAGCUCUAUGCGGUCACGUCUUUCUUCAGCCAGGCUCUCUGGAAGCCAAUUCUCUUGCACUGAUGUGAUGCCCACCAUUCCCAACCAAGCUCUCAGUUGCUUCGCUUUCCUAGCCAGCGAGCUAGCACAUACGCUGCUCUGCUACUACACCUCCUCACAGUCACAUUUGAAGAUGACGAGUAAUUAUCCUCUUGAAAUAUUGCAAAAGUUGUCCUGGCUGCAGCUGACAUUACACAUGAGAACCUCCCAAGCUGGUAGAUUGCUCAAAUAUGUCAUCCAUCCAAUACACAGUGGUCCACCUGCAUAGAAAAUUAGCCAAUGUAUGAUGAAGAAAAUACAACUGUAACUGUUAGAUUGACCUAGAAAAGUGACAAAAGUAAAUGCUGAACAUUUGUAAACUAUAUUACAGUACCAGAACCCAUUGUAGGCACACUUUCCGUGAGAUGUGGGCAGUUAGCUGAGCUGUCAGGAUACACCUUUGGAUCAGACCAGAAGCAACAAUUGUAAGCUCCUUCUCACAUCGUCGUACUUCAGUCUUGAGUUAGGUAGCUAAGGCAAUGAUGGAGACACAGGAUUCACAUUAAAAAAGAGUGAUGUUGCAAAUCCCUGUCCAGCCUUACCUGUGUUUACUAUGAUUUCUUUAAGCCACUUAGGACAAACACCCUGUUGAUUCCUCUGGAAGGGAUACAGCUUAUUUAUUUUCUCAUCCAUCCCCAAAGCGAGCUUGUGAUCUGUCUCUAAUGAUCUAUAAUGUGGCUGAUUGGACAUAAACCCCCUAAUCCUUCUUUUUUACAAUAUCCACAAAAGUUUCUCCAGACUGGUGCCAAAUUAGCAUUCCUCGUGAAGAGGCACAGAAUUUUAACCAGCUAAAAUGUAAUCAAAAUCGUUGUUGUUUUCUGGAAAUUAACUAAUUCUCAUGCUGUCACAAAACUGAUAUGUGCUCUUUUUUGUUUUCUUUAAUGUUGCAAAAAAGAAAGAUCACCAUACCUCCUCGGAAUUCUAGUCAUGUAUAAAACUGUAACUGAAAAACAGUGCUGUUGUACUGUAUAAUGUGUUGAAUGUGGACUGAAGACAGAGAGUGUAUUCAGUCCACAGACAUCUGAAAAAUUGAAAAUGUUACUGAGAUUUUGGUCUACCACCUACUUCAGAGCUGACUAACAAAACCAUACUCAUGUGUAUUCUUACAAACAUACAUCCACAGUUGUCUGUGCACACAGUUAGCUUGUCCCAACUGACUACAUUGUUUCUGUGUGUUUUGUAUAUGUUUGAUGAAAUAAGACAUGCAGUUUUGCGGGAUGACUAACACCAAACACUUGUCGCAUGCAGUUCCUGUCGCAAUGUUCUCUCACUAACGGAUGGGGAUGGACUUUCAUUCAUUACCUGCUGCCAUUCCUAUCAGGUUUGGAAGCAAUUUUGAUUCACAAGCCAUGAAACGUGUCUCCAGUCACUCUCGGUCAGAAUAUUUUUCCAACCACAUUUCUGACAUCGUGUUUCAUGGCCACAUUCAUUAUACCACUGAUGUAGACAAAUUGAACAGUCCACUGCAAAUUAACAGAUCCAGCAACUUAAACUUCACACAUCCUACAUGGCCAUUGGCAUGGUCAAACUUGAUUGCCUGUUUUUGCUACUCUGUCAUGUCCUUACAUUGACACAUGUUUACGUACAAUAUCCAUUUGAAACAUAAAUGUCUCACUGAUUGAUACUUCCGUAUGCUGACAUAGAGGCAGUGCACAGUCGAGCUUGUCACUUGAUCGCUGCACAAUUUGUAAAGGCCUACGAUUCAUCUGUUUGUGCGCAUUGUGGUGACUUGUUUUUUGUCCAGUGAUCUUAUUAUUGUUUUAGCUGAAAUAAUGUCAGAAUUCUAAAUCUCUUUAUACAAAUGAAGAACUGCUCAACUCACUGAAAAGAGAAAGAAGCCAUCAGCUUUAGAAGCAACAUAAAAGAUUUGUUGAAUCCUGUGUCAAAAUUUUAUAUUGUUUAAAUCAAACAAUGGAAAAUCCAGGAUGGAAUGUAACAAUAUUAUUAUUAUUAUUAUUAUUAUUAUUAUUAUUCUGUAUUGUUUAUUUAGAAGUAACUCUUUCUCCAGUUGUUGUCAAAUGGUUUAACUUUAUCUGUUCUGACUGUCAUGUGGGACAGUAAAGAAACUUACAGUUUGUUCCCUUCCUUCUCACAUAAAAUCCAAAGUGUGACUCCUUCACAUCAUUUGCAUGACAGAUCUAAAGGCAGGUAAAUUCAGACUGAACUCUACCUAUUUUCUUCCAUACUUUGUGUAUUGUUGAUGGAUCAGCCAGAUAUUGUGUAUUUACCAUUAAAAACAGGGAGGCUUUGUGUACUGAGCACACAGAAUUUGUAUAAAUAUCAUAUUAAGUGAAUAUUUAAGAUACCAACUCUCACAGUAACUUGUAAUACCUGAUCUUUCUCAGUAGAUAUGCUCUAACUGUUGGAGUUUCAUGUGAGAUAUCUCCCCAUCAUUUGUUCCCCUUGGUUAACUGUUAUCUGGAAGAGGAAAUAAUGGGUCACAAGAUGUGAUGGGCAUGCUAAAGAUUCAAGUCACAUGUAAGAAAGUCUUUGUGGUGGUGCUAUUAGAGGUAGCUCUGUCUGUAACUGGUGUUCUGAUGUCCCAAACCGGUCUCUUUUGUCACUGUUUUAGUGACAGUGGUAAUACAGCUAUGCUCAUCUUCCACUUCUGUACCAGAUAGUUAAAAUGUUAAAACUGUUAAACAAAUUCACUAUAAUUGCAGUUCCAUAACAAGUACAGUUGAAUGUUUUGUCUAGGAGAAAACAGAAGAGGAUUUUGGGCAAUGCUGUUGUGCUUGUGUCUAUUUAUGUAUGUUCAAUAAUGUUUGUAAAUAAAAUGUUGUUUUAAUGUUUUGUACCAUUUUUUAUUUUUUAUUUUUUUUUUAAUGUUUACUCAGCUCCGAAGUUAUAUCCGUGACGGUGCACACUCUAAGUACAAAAAGGUCCUAAUAUUUAUCACCACAGAUUGUUAUACUCUCCUGUACUGUAAUGCACUGUCAUUUCAUUUUCUUGUUUUCUUUAAUAAAAUGAGAAACAGUAAUAUA
Schistocerca gregaria is the source of this 9518-nucleotide messenger RNA. Its product is annotated as chondroadherin-like protein. NCBI's taxonomy places the organism in Eukaryota, Metazoa, Arthropoda, Insecta, Orthoptera, Acrididae. The record is from RefSeq and is a predicted model, not a curated record. Bases 151 to 4290 code for a protein of 1379 amino acids. The transcript has 18 exons. Gene Ontology annotation, molecular function: protein binding.